This is a messenger RNA of Aspergillus homomorphus CBS 101889, 621 nucleotides long. RefSeq lists its product as uncharacterized. The record is from RefSeq and is a predicted model, not a curated record. The transcript is spliced from 2 exons. The coding region runs from base 40 to 621 and encodes 193 amino acids. NCBI's taxonomy places the organism in Eukaryota, Fungi, Ascomycota, Eurotiomycetes, Eurotiales, Aspergillaceae.
CUCGUAUCUCGUGAGACCAACCCGCCGCUUCUCCUCAAAAUGGUCGCCCUUGGCUCUCUAUUCGUGUGUCUCUCCGACGCCACCCUCAUCACCCACCGCGGCCCGCGCGACGCCUGUGACGGGGUCCAACUGGUGCUCACGGCGCUCCGAGGGCAGCUCUUCGCGCUCCUAUCGAGCGACGAAAGCAUCCGGGCGACCGCCUUCGUCUGGCACGGGCUGGGCUUCUACUGGGCGCGCACGUGCGGGAUGUACACCGUCGGCGAGCUCAGCAUUCCAGGUCCUUCACAGGAACUUCAAGCCCACUGGCACCGGUGGAGGACCCUCGAGACCCAGAAACGGGCCAUCCUAGGCCACUACGUCCUCGACGGACUGAUAUCGCAGACCUCGGGCUCCCCGACCUCCGCGCGCCAUCUCAUCAGCUCCCUACCAACAGCCAGCUCAGACGCUGCCUUCCAAGCUACCACGGCAGACGAGUGGCUCAAGCACAUGCAACAACCACUAGCCUAUCUUCCCAGUGUCCUUUUCAGCGAAGUCUACGUCUCCAUCUUCUCGCCUACAUACCGAACCUACCCACUCAACCUCUCCAGCUUCUCAAUCUUCGUAGUCAUCGAAGGCCUAUAA